AUGGGAAAAAGCAAAAAUCGCGUUGUAAAACCGAAACGACGGGACAAGCCUCCAAGGCAGAAAGAUGUAGAAGAAGAAAAGGAAGAAGAAGAAGUAGAAGAUUCAGAAGACGCUGACGACGAAUCCACAUCAGAACCAGGAUCAGACGAAGAUGCCACGUCAUCUGAAGAAGAAGAAUACGAUUUCCCCUUCCGUCUAGCUAUGUACGAUUUCAAUCAGUGUGAUCCCAAACGAUGCUCCGGAAGGAAACUCCUGCGUGCCGAUUUGAUUACAGAAGUGAAACUGGGUCAAAGAUUUCCUGGAUUAGUGUUAAGUCCCACUGGAAAGUACACGCUGGCACCGAGGGACCGUCCGUUUGUCGAACAACAUGGACUGUGUGUAGUAGAUUGUUCAUGGAAGGAGGUGGAGAGAACACCGUUGCAUAAAGUAAAAGCCCCGGAACACCGUCUCCUGCCUUAUUUGGUCGCUGCUAAUUCAGUAAACUAUGGAAAACCGUGCCACUUGACAUGCGCAGAAGCCAUGGCCGCUGGUUUAUACAUUUUGGGAUUCCGAGAAGCGGCUCAUCGUCUUAUGAAGCCUUUCACUUGGGGGGAGCACUUUAUUGAGCUGAACAAGGAGUUGUUGGAGCUGUAUGCGGCUUGUAACACGCCGGAAGAAGUGAUCAAGGCGCAGAAUGAGUAUUUGGAGAGGAUUGAUAAGGAGCGGGAGGAGCACUCGAGGGAUAUUGAUCUACCGCCGAGUAGUAGUGAGGAAGAGGAAACCGAGGAGGAAGCUGAAUUUUUGUUUGUUCUUGUUCUUGUUAUUCAUCUCGUUGAUUCUCUUAUAAACUCUGUUUUUUUUUGUUCUUUAAAUUCAAAAAUUUCAGAUUUUAAGCGUUUUUCCGCUAUUGAAUAUAUAUUUUUACCAUCUUUUGUUCAAUUCGCUAGCUACUGGCUUUUUAGAUCCUUAAAAAUGCCAGAAAUCGAGGAAGAAAUGGAUUUCGAGACGACAACGGAGGAGGGAUUUGGAUACGAGCUGAACGAUAUUCUGUAUCAAGGCGCCGAGGCAAAAGUCACGAAAUGUGUCUGGUUGGGACGAGAGGCGGUUAUCAAAGAGAGAUUCUCCAAAGGGUAUCGACACCCGACACUCGACACUCGCCUCAACAAAGCCCGAACGAAACAGGAGAUUCGCGGAAUGUGGAAAGCUCGACAGCUCGGUGUCCUGGUGCCCACUGUCUACUUCAUCGACGCGGAAAAGAACCAACUGAUUCUGGAGUAUAUUAAAGGACCGACAGCGAAAUAUUGGAUUUCCCAACUCUCCAGCGAUGAAUACGACGAAAAAAUGCGCGAAUUCGGCGCAGUUUUGGGAGCGAAUCUGGCGAAAUUACAUCUAGGAGGACUGGUUCAUGGAGAUCUAACGACGUCGAAUAUGAUUCUUAAAAACGGAGAAUUGAGUCGCUUGACGUUCAUUGAUUUUGGAUUAUCGUCACAGGGAAAGGUAACUCCAGAAGAAAAAGGCGUGGAUUUAUACGUCUUGGAGAGAGCAGUCGUGAGCACACAUGAGAAUAGCAAGGCGCUGUUGGAAGGGCUCAUGGAAGGAUACAAAAAGGUCAACGAGAAGCAGUUCACUGCCGUCGAAAAGAAGCUGGAAGAGAUCCGACUUCGUGGCCGAAAACGGGAGAUGAUCGGAUAA
Molecule: messenger RNA, 1671 nt
Organism: Caenorhabditis briggsae
Lineage: Eukaryota; Metazoa; Nematoda; Chromadorea; Rhabditida; Rhabditidae
Biological process (GO): maturation of SSU-rRNA; protein phosphorylation
Molecular function (GO): ATP binding; rRNA small subunit aminocarboxypropyltransferase activity; protein serine/threonine kinase activity
Source: RefSeq, a predicted model, not a curated record